AUGUAUCACCUGGCCAAAUCGCUGUAUCUCUACGCCACCAGCAAAGAGGGUACGCCGUCGACCGCUGCCGCGCGAUUCGAGUAUUCCGUGCUGCUACUUGGGCUAGAUAAUGCCGGCAAGACGACUCUUCUCUCUCAGAUCAAGGCGCUUUACCAGCCCCGUGCCGAUGGGGCCCCGGCGCCCAACCCCGGCAAAACGGUGCCGACUGUCGGCCAGAAUGUCACAACUGUUUCCUUACCGGACCUGAAUUUGAAAAUCUGGGAUGUCGGAGGACAGAUCUCGAUGCGGGGACUUUGGCAAAGUUACUACAGUAGCUGCCACGCGAUUAUUUUCGUGGUCGACAGUGCCGACGUUGGACAAGACCCAGACAUCACUCGUCUUCCAUCCGCAUCCACACGGCGCACGAGCUCAAUAUCAGGCCCCAGUCGAACGAGGACCGGCAGCGGAGAGACCUUCUCCGAGGAGACAGUUGGAAUAAAUGCUGCCGCCGGCGAGUUUGGGCGAUUGGGCGAAUGCCAAGAGGUCCUUGAAUCAGUUCUUCAAAGUGCGGACGUUGCUGGAGUGCCCAUCCUCGUGUUGGCCAACAAGCAGGACCGCGAGGACUGUGUCGAAGUGGUCCGUAUCAAGGAAGGAUUCGUGCGCAAGGUGUUUGAGGGUGAAACAGGGGGCGGCGUCCGCGACAGCCGCGUGCUGCCGGUCAGCGCGCUGCUCGGAUCUGGGGUACAGGCAGCGGUCGAAUGGGUGCAAAGUCGUGUCAAAUGGAACAAGGAGAGUCGGCCUCCGGUCAUGCGGUGA
Penicillium alfredii is the source of this 795-nucleotide messenger RNA. Its product is annotated as ADP-ribosylation factor family protein. The transcript has 2 exons. Gene Ontology annotation, biological process: intracellular protein transport; protein localization to organelle; Golgi to plasma membrane protein transport. Gene Ontology annotation, cellular component: Golgi apparatus. The coding region runs from base 1 to 795 and encodes 264 amino acids. Gene Ontology annotation, molecular function: GTPase activity; GTP binding. The record is from RefSeq and is a predicted model, not a curated record. NCBI's taxonomy places the organism in Eukaryota, Fungi, Ascomycota, Eurotiomycetes, Eurotiales, Aspergillaceae.